AUGAGCGCCAUUCGGCAUCUGGCAUUGAUAGCCUUGUUCCUGAGCUCAACAUGUGUCGUCGAGCAGCAGCGGGUAGCAUGCUCGCAGUUGGGAUCGGCUGUAGAAGCCGUUCUCCAUCUACGAGGGGGAAGGGCCUCCAGGAUGAGCAGCAAGAAGUUUUCUUCCAUCGAGUCGACCCGCGCAGGGUUAGGAGGAGCCAAUUUGGUGCGGACCCUUGCAAGGAGGAGGAAGGGAGGGCCGUCGGCGUUCGCCUCUGCUCAAGCAGAGCAUGUAGCCAAGGAAGAGCUGGAUGGUAUGGACGAGUUUGACCUGUCGGAAGAGCUGCGGAAUGCAGAAGAUCUGAGCUCGGGGAAGUAUGUUCCAGAUGACGAUGAUGAAGAUGAAGAUGAAGAUGAAGAUGAAGAUGAAGAUGAAGAGAAGGAUGAAUCUGAUGCACCUGCAAAGGAGGAGAAGAAAGAAGUUUUCACGGGGCGAAUGAUAACAGAGCAAUCGAUCCAGAAAGAAAGGAAGAAAAAGCAGCGGAAGGGACCUUGGGAGUCGAGUACAGAAGAAGAGAUAGUCGACGAUGACGCAAUGCCCGAUGUUGACGAUCCGUUGAAACAUCUCAAGGCACAGGAAGAGCUGAGAAGGAGGAGAGCGGAAGAGGCAAAAAGGCUGAAAGAAGCCGAGAUGGCCAAGCAGCAACAGAAGAAGAAGAGGCGAGGAGCAUGGAAGAUCGCUGGGACUGCUUGUCUGGCGUGGGAUUGGUUUCAAGGGCGAUCGCAGAAUGUCUAUGACUUCACUACUCUUCGAAACAGGAAGUUUGGAUACGUUGUCCAGCUCUACGACCUCACUCCCACGGGAUGGUUUUCAUUUUCUCGCAUGACAGAAACGAGGGUUGUCUUGACUUGUGUUGAGCUGACAAUCUCUUGUGCUGAUAGAGAUGCUUUUGAAGAAUCGAGAGGAUCUGAAUUCUGGGGAGAGAGUCUGGUGAAGAGCCUUCUGAACAUGACCAUGAUACAGAAUCGGACGUUGCCCUUCAAAGCCAACGAUGACGGGCAGGGAAUCAUCUUUCGCUUUAGCAACUGGCAUGGGAGGGUGAAAGGAAGCUUCGUUCUCAUCCGGCACUACAAGCGCACUGACGAAGAGUUGUAUCUCACACCGGAAGGGUUCGUCUUCAUCGGUCAAUCGAUGCGAGAUAAGACUCUUACCAUCUUCGGGAAGAGUGUGGACGCCUAUAUCUCAGAGGAGGACGAGGAUGCUGAUCCUAUUCAUGCUGUUUGGGUCCAGGGACCAGGGAGACCAAAAUUCAUAAAGCCCAAGAGGGCGAAGGCUCUUCUCAAGGAGCAGCAGGACCUGUUUCGGCAAGGAGAUCUCGACUGGCUUUUCGUCGCCCACAACGCGAAACUUCGAGACGAGAAGCGAGACAAAGAGAUCGACGAGUCAUCGGAAUCCAUGCCUCGUGAACCUUUCAAAUGGCCGUCUGACCCUCAAGAGGAUGUGUUUGGAGCUGCCAAUCAGGAGGAGGAGGAGGCAGCAUCUAUGGACCAGAUGUUGUACGAGAAUGGCAAUGAGCUUAUGUGA
Guillardia theta CCMP2712 is the source of this 1563-nucleotide messenger RNA. RefSeq lists its product as hypothetical. The record is from RefSeq and is a predicted model, not a curated record. Lineage: Eukaryota; Cryptophyceae; Pyrenomonadales; Geminigeraceae. The transcript is spliced from 12 exons. The coding region runs from base 1 to 1563 and encodes 520 amino acids.